UCGCGCGUUUUUCCGCCUUCGCACACCGCGCGCAAAUCUUGUUUGCGCGCAAGUUGGCGCGGUCGCAUCCGUUGUUUUGGAUGAAAACACGUGUGUGGAAGUAGCCCGUGGGGGAAAGAGGGAGGAGGUAGCCUUUAUUUACCGCCUUCCUCCUCCUCCUCCCCUUCCUCCAGAUCUUCUUCAUCAUCAUCCCCAUCCCCUCGCUUGGCUGAGAAGUGCACAUUCCCCCCCACCCCCCUUUUCAUAGAGCGCCCAUCUUUCAUCAGAAGCACUCGAUUCCACCCAACUCGACCCACAGCAGCGAUAACUUGGACACAUCCGCUGACAUUGUGCGCUUGUGUGUGUUCUGCAAGGCUGAAUCGGAUUGGCUUCUCACUGAGGGAGGGAAUUUUUCUUUUGGGUGGUUGUGGGCACAAAAAAAGGGAUUUUAUUAAUUUUUUGCAUGUUUAUUUUUCCCUAAUCAGCCCCCUCCCUGGCUUUAUUAGCAUAAAAUGGAUGCCGUCGACAGGAUGCGGAGGCGCCCUUGGAUUAGCCGCUGAUGUGAUUGACAGCUGAGGGUGGCACAAAGUUUUGGAUAAUCCAGACAGGGGCAGAAAAAGGUGCAGGAUGCAGUCCGGCGUGAAGACGCUCUCAGCAGGUGGAGGUGCUUCCCUCUGUUGCCUUCUGCUCCUCUGGCUCAUCUACUCCCAUCUGCUCCGAGAGGGCCAGUUGGCGGUGGGAACCUGCGAGAUAGUGAUGCUCAACAGGGACAGCAGCGUUCCCAGACGGACCGUCGCCAGGCAGACGGCCCGCUGCGCCUGCCGGAGAGGUCAGAUCGCCGGCACCACACGGGCGAGGCCAGCGUGUGUUGAUGCGCGAAUCGUGCGGAGUCGUCAGUGGUGUGAGAUGACUCCCUGUGUGGAGGGCGAGGUCUGCAGCCUCCUUUUCAACCGCUCGGGAUGGACCUGCACCAGAAGCAGCGGACGCAUCAAGACCGUCACGCCUUUGCCCAAGGAGCCAUCGUAGGAUGCAGCGGUGGGGGAAAAAAGACAACAUGGAAGUUCCCAGAUCCAUGCCGUGAGGUGAGCUGUGGCCAAGCACUCCAGAAGAUUACGUCUGUCCAACAAAAAAGUUUCACAAACUCGACACCGCGCCUUCAGCGUCUCUACUUUCGGCUUUUUUUCUUUUCUGGUAGUUUUAGCAUCAGCAUCGACUCUGAACUGCAGCCAGAUUUAUACGCAUCAAAAUUGAAGUCAAGCCCUGUGCAGCAAAGGUAUCGUAUCAGCAGGAAAUAUUCUUCAACAAGUAUUGGCCGUACAGUCUGAAGGACGCAGUCGACGAGAUUUUAUGAAAGGAAAGUCAGCCCCUUCAUCCUCUCCCUUUGCCGCCGUGAGGCCAUUCGAGCUGAUUUUGCGAACAUCCUUACGACGCCGACUCACCGCAAAGUGAGUCCGCGGGACUCACUAUGGGAUGUAGCCGACAGGUUCUCGGUGUGAAAGAAGAACGACACUGUAAGCGUGGACAUCUAUUGGACUCUCACUGAGGUGGACACGUCACAUGUGAAAAUGGCUGACUCGUAUCUGACCUACAGAGUCAACAAAGUUCGCCGACGUGCUCUAAUUCCGAAUGACUCGGCAUACAACGUGUGCUUUUUGUUGUUUUGAAGGGUAGGUGUUGUCAAUGAAGCUCACUUUGUCAGAAGCAUUUAUGUUAGCAGACCCCUGGCUCAGUGCGAGCGUGUAUACGUGUGCGUGCGUGCGUGCGUGCGUGCGUGCGCACAUCCAGGGAUACACUGUGAAACAAAGCAUAUCAAAUUGAAUUUUUCAUACUUUUGUGCAUUUCUAGGCCCCGCCCCCUGACUGGAACGGUAUGCGCAAACCGAAGGACUAGGAGUUGGGUCCCCCUGGAAAGAAAAUGGAGGGGGAAAAAAAUCUACGAUAACAGAAUAAAAUUCUACUACCGAAAAACAAAAAGGCCUAAUAUUGCUAGAAAAAAAGAUGAAUAAGAAGUUGUUGUUUUAGAGAAGGAAGUCACAAUAAGGUAAAAAAAAAAAAAAAAAAACAACGAUAGCGUUCCCCAACUAUUCAAGUGAGUUUUCCAGCAAAUAAAGCAGGAUAGGUUCCCCCACUCCAAAAAAAAAUUUAAAAAAAAUCAGUAGGAAAAUUUUGCAAAGGAAAAGUUUGACAAGUUUUGCCACAUCAUCACCUGCUGCAGUGUAAACACUUUUAUUGUUUCAAAAAUGACGCACUGUAUUUGUUCAACAAACAUUCAAUGAAUAUCGGACACAUCUUCCUGUUCAUUGGCCUUUGGGGAGAAUUUUGACAUUCACUUGUUAAAAUGGCCACUUUAUUUCUAUGAACAAAUCAUUUUCUCCCAAAAAUGAUGAUUUAUGCAUCGAAAAAGGUGAUUGGGACGCAGGUGGGAAUAGAAUUGAAAGAAGUGACUCAAAAUUCUGCCAGCCAGAACAUUUCCGAUGCCAUCUAUUUGGGAAUCAACUCUAUUUUGAUAUGAAAUGUUUUGUUCAGCUGACUUCAGAUGCUUGAUAUAUUUGACAUGAUAUGCUGUACAUAUAAUAAUACAAUUCAUGUAUUUUAUGUUCAAAGUAAGAUGAUUGCAAAUGUGCAUUAGGCCCCCUUUCACUGAGUUAUCUUCACUUCCGCUGACUGUUGCUAGCGCUACAACAACAAUUGAAUAGUAUAGAGUUCAACUUGUUUCCGUCGGAUGUUCAGAUACUUUGUGCAAUGUCAACAAAACAUCGAGAGCAAUAGAAAGAUUCUGAGAUCACGUCAGAAAAAAAGGUCGUGAAGGUCCAUAUUGUCCGAAUUGCGUCAAAGUCUUUCAUCGAUACGUAUUCUCCCGUCCAGACUCCUGACGCACCCGCCGCGUGUAAACUGGGAAUGAGCGCGGGAAUAGCAGAUAGACCGCAUGCAACCGCGAGAGUUGUACAUUUCAAGGACAUCUGCGAAUAAGAUAAAGGCCACGGUUCAAUUUGAAAUGACCUUUCGUGAUAGCGGGUGCGCAAAGCGCUCCUGCUGCACUUGGACUUUGAAGGAGCGCCAUUUGGGUCGGAAAGAAAUCCAAUCAAAUUGAAUCCCAAUUCUGUGCUUAUGACUCCAUUCAUGUUUCGAAGGCCGUCAAUAAAAAAAAAAUGGCGUGUGCCAACCUUGCUCUAGCUCAUCAGUCCUCAGCUGAGGAACUUUUGUGCCACUUCGUCUUCAUUUCCAAAUACUACGAACCUAUAUAAUGAAACAAUAUGAGUCCCGUUUGACUUUUGUUGAUUCUAUUUAGUUAUUCCAUUGGCGCAUACAGCGAGUGGAAGUGAAGAUAAGCGAGAGAGAGAGACAGCGGACACGAUAACAUGAACGCCAAGGAGCUCUCUUAAAAUCAACAAAACACACAAGCUGAAAUCUACAAAACAAAUUAGCAGUCUAUAAAAAGCUUUUCUUUUCUUUUUUUUUUUUUUUUUUGAAUCUAGGACAAAAGCAUUGUAUUGCAUCAUGUUGUGUUGUGCUGCUCCCUGUUAAUGUGACUAGUCCCUUGUUUUUUCUUUCUUUGUCUUUUUUUGCUGGUGUUAAAAUCCUGUACAUCUCUGUUGUAAAGUAUGCAUUUGAGGAUAUAAAGAGAUUAUCUGCUCGGCGCAAGAGAGACUUUUCCGUGUUUUGUGUGUGCUUGAUGUCAUACCUUAAAUUUCAUGCUAGUUUAUCGCACGUCUAAGUUGGUCUGCACUUUUUGGAUUGUUUUUUUUUUUUUUUUGGCAAACUGUCAGUCACAUUGAACAAAAGCAGAAACAUUUGUUUUUGUAGUGAUUUUCACAAACUGACGCAAAAUACAUGAUAUGCAAAGAAUGUUUUUCAAAUAUAGUGGGGAGAAAAAAAAGUAAAAUCGUGUCUAAAGGGAGAACUGUAGCAAUAGUAACCCUUGGACCUGGCAGAUGAGACAUUAAAAAACAAACAAAUAAUCAAGAAAACUGCUUCAUCAUCUAUCACUCCAAAGUCACCUUUUACCAGUUAAAUGUUUUUUUUUUAAGGAGUAGAAAGUACUGUGUACUGUACAGUAUAAAGAGUAAUUUGCCCUUGUUACCUUACUAACGGUAAUAAUACUGGGGUUUUUUUUCAUUCCAAUGUAAUUGAAGCGGAUCAAAAAUCACAAGAAUAAAGCAGAUGAUAAUACA
Phyllopteryx taeniolatus (common seadragon) is the source of this 4150-nucleotide messenger RNA. RefSeq names its product TAFA chemokine like family member 5, like (gene tafa5l). The transcript is spliced from 5 exons. NCBI's taxonomy places the organism in Eukaryota, Metazoa, Chordata, Actinopteri, Syngnathiformes, Syngnathidae. The coding region runs from base 607 to 1005 and encodes 132 amino acids. The record is from RefSeq and is a predicted model, not a curated record.